Messenger RNA from Pestalotiopsis fici W106-1, 1467 nucleotides. RefSeq lists its product as uncharacterized. Gene Ontology annotation, molecular function: monooxygenase activity; iron ion binding; heme binding. The transcript is spliced from 3 exons. Bases 1 to 1467 code for a protein of 488 amino acids. Lineage: Eukaryota; Fungi; Ascomycota; Sordariomycetes; Amphisphaeriales; Sporocadaceae. The record is from RefSeq and is a predicted model, not a curated record.
AUGGCAUCCAUACUUGUCUUCUCGGCCGUAUUUGCAGCGGCCCUGAUUUGCGUUCACUUGCUCACCAAUUGGCUAAAGCUCAGCAAAGCACCCGGACCUCGAAUCGCUGGCACCACGGAUCUGUGGCGGGCAUAUUUGCAAUAUAACGGCAAGCUGAGGCAAAAGUUGAUCGAUUUGCACUCUGAAUGCGGCCCCAUUGUGAGAUAUGGGGUACAAAGUAUCAGUAUCAACGACCCAGAAGUCAUCAAUGUGGUCUACGGCAGCCGAGCGGGUUUCAUUACGGCAGACUCAUACAAGGUCUUGGUUGGAAUUCAAAAUGGUAAAGAGGUUCCCAGUUUGGUGAGCACCGCCGACGAAGGCCGCCAUGGUGCACUGCGAAGAUCGGUUGCCAACGCAUUCACACCCACUGCAGUGUUGGAUUAUGAGCCUUGGAUUGAUGCCACCAUUGUUGAGCUUCUCAAAGUAAUUGAGAACAAGUCAAUGUUUGACCUCUCGUCAAUGGUCUUGCACUACACCAUGGAUGCGGCAGGACGUUUCUCAUUCGGUGAGCCUCUCGGGUGCCUCGAGGUGGAAGAUGACGUGGGCGGUUCGAUUCAACUGAUUCGCGAUCGCUUCAACCAUUGGGGCUGGUGGUCAUCAAUCCCGGGUCUGGAGAGAUUGGUGUACCGCAAUCCGCUAGCCAUGCGACAAAAGCGUGCUCCGUCAAGCAUGGCAGCGGCCGCAGUGCAGAAACUUAAAGCGAGGUCUGGACAGGAUAAAUACGAUACCGAACAUGUCGACCUCCUGCACAGAUUUCUGGAAGCCAGCAAAGACCAUCCCGAGGCGCUCGAUACCUCUGGAGUCGUAGGCAUGCUCAUGUCCACCAUCUCUGGUGCGGGAGACACGACCGCCACAACCGUCACGGCGGCCAUUUACAAUCUGCUCAAGAAUCCGACAGCUCUCGAGAGUCUACGAGCAGAGCUAUCACAAGCCCAGAUUUCCGAUAUUCCUUCCUUCUCAGAAGUCAACAAGCUGCCGUACCUCAACGCCGUCAUUCGAGAGAGCAUGCGCGUCUUUCCCACCCCGACCUGGCCAAUGGAGCGUCUUGUACCUGCCGGUGGCGCUACCAUUGCCGGCAUGUUCUUCCCAGAAGGCACCAGUGUAGGUUGUCUGCCAUCUGCCGUGCACCAGAAUACUAGGAUCUAUGGUGACGACGCCAACGUCUAUCGCCCUGAACGCUGGCUCACGUCGGACCGGGACGUGUUGAGACAGAUGGAAGCAUCACACAUGGGUUUCAGUCGAGGCCGUCGCGUAUGCUUGGGGCAGAAUAUUGCCGUGAUGCAAAUGAAAAAGGUACUACCUGCCUUGGUGAUGAAAUUCGAGAUAUUCCAGCUUGAACUGGCGAAUCCAGAGGCAUCUCUGGAAGCUGACUUCUCCCCAGCGGUGGCCUGUCUCAAGCCGUUGUUUGUCAACGCAAAAUUGAGAUAG